UACCUCAUUUCCGGCGCUGUGAUAUUCGCGUACGCAAGGCCGCAGGCUAGGCAGCAGGCUGAGGGGAGGAGCGGCCGGUUGGCCGAAAGGGCGUCAUGCACCGAGUCGGCGGCAGCAACAGCAGCAGCACUCGGGACUCCCGAAGUGCCCGCUCCAGGUCGCGGCGGAGGCGCUCGGUCUCUCCUUCCGCUCGGGACCGGCGUCGGAGGAGGUCGCGCUCUUCCUCUCGCCGUCGCCCCGCUCGCCACUCGCCCGCCCCGCGCAGCGCCAGAAGGAGACAUUCUCUGGACCGACAUUCUCAUUCACCAGGACGGCGGUCUCCAAAUCAGCACUUUAAAGACAGUGUGAAGACCUCUACUAGACUGGGUUUACCAGUGGAUAGUCUGAGGGAUUUUAACAGGGAUAACCUGGCUCAUGAUGCAGCAUCUAGCAGACAUUUUUCACUUCCUAAAAGUCUUAAUCCAUAUCCCUUGGAUGAAGACCAUCGUUUUAGUCAUGAUGGGGACUACCGCCAGUCAGAUUAUGUGGUAAAAUAUAACCAUCUAGCACAUCUGUAUCGGCAACAAGAAACUGAUUUGAAUGGUGACCCACUCAAAGAAUCCUCAAAUUCAUCAAAAGAUAGAAGGCAGGAACAUAAACACCUUAAUUAUGAUAGAAAUGAUAGACUGCUUGAUGGGACUGUAGACCAAAAUGAUUUCGUACCAGGAAUACAGAAAUAUUGUAAACAAAAUUUUAGUAGAAGCCCAAGCCCAGUAGAUUUCCAUGAACUCAAACUUGAUAAGCGAAAAAGAGAAGAGGUGCACAGAAAUUUGACUCAAGAACUCCCUGGCAAUAGCUACAGGCUUCCUGGGCAAGCUAAGCCAGUUUGGCCUUCUGAAUCUCAUCGCAUUUAUACACCUGAUGAAGUGCCACAGAUACCAAAAAAAUCAAUUUUGAAGAAACGUGUGGGGGAUUCCUCUGUGCAGCCUUGCAGCACUGAUAAUUCAUUGGAUGCAGAAAAUUUCCUCAAAGAAUUCAGUACAUGUUCAGGUAUAGAAUCAGCUGCUAGCAACAAAUCUGACAUCCCUGUGCAUGAUCGGCAACCACAUUCUCGAUACCAACAGAAUUCUGAUAAUUUUUUGAAACAGAACAAGGAUUGUGAGUCAACUUUCGAGCCUGCUGAUCAACAGAGUGAUUUCUUGCUCCCUCAUGAAAGAGCCAGCCAGGAUGGGAAUGGCUUUUCAUGCAUUUUGGGCACAAUGACAGAUUCUACCAGUGCUCAAGAAAAAAGAAGACACAAUGAAGAUAAAGAGAAAAUUGUUUAUGAUUAUGGUCAUAAGAAUGAUUCUCACAUUAACUCUUGCUGUGCUCAAAAGAUAACACUGGCUGUGGAAGAAGAAACUAUGAAGCAAAAAGUAACCUCUUUGUCUCUUCCUGGUUCUUAUGUAAAAACAGACACUUCAGAAAAGUCCCAGCCAGAAUAUGAGAAGAUCCAUGACUUGCUCAAAACCAUUGGACUUGAUAUUGGAGUAGAUGAAAUUGGUAAACUUGCCGCCCGCACUCAGGAACGACUCCAUGGGAAAAACACAUCUCGUUCACCUGAUCGCCAUAUGGUAGCUUCUCAUAAAUCAAAAUCCCGGAAGAAGCAUCAAAGUAGAAGUGACACUGAUUCUCCAGAGCCAGUGCGAAAAUACUCUCUCUCUCCUGGUUCUUCCUCGCCAUCUAAAGAUAUAUCUGAUGACAAUAAAAGGAAAACUGUAGGACAAGAUAAUUCUUUUGGCACAAAACCUGCACUCCCAUCAGCUAUAACUUGUCUUCCUAAUUUGUCUCCUUUCACUUCAUUAUCUUGGUACAGCUUUCCAUACUUCACACCAUUUGGUGCAGCCCAGUUACCACAAAACUAUACAGUUCCCACAAUUCCUCCUGGCUUUAUUCCAUAUGGACCAUAUGUGACUUAUGGAGCUCCUGGCUGGCCCAUGUAUGCUCAGCAGGGUGAUCCUGCUCUUUCAGCCCUGCAUGCAUAUCAUACAGCAAUGAUGCCAGCGUAUUAUUCACAACCCAAGCUCAAGGCAAUUGAGGAAAUUUCCGCAGACAAAGAGGUUCUGUGUAGUGAGUUUAAUGACUCUGUUCAUGAGGAAAUCCCUGAUACUGCUCCAAACUCCAAAUUGCCCUCUCAUUUGUCUCCACUUGCACUCAAAUCUGCCAAAGAAAGACUAUCUGAUGAACAAAAUCGGAUUUCUCAGAGGCAAAAGGUUAAACAGGAAAUAGAACAGUUGAAGGGUGAACAAGAAGCUCAGCAAAAGCAACUAUUUUAUUUGAGAAUUGAGUUGGUCAGGCUUUCAAGACUAAAAGACAAGAUGUCCCGGAAGAAAUCUAAAAGGAAAGACCCGUUGUUCAUUGAAGUGGUCCACAAGCGAAACUGUAUUCAGGUGGAGGUUGCUGACUUGGAAAUCAAAGUCAAUGCUGCAGAAGAGAAAAAAUGUGAGCUUGACACGGUAGCUCAGAUCUUAGGAAUCAACAUUUUUGAGAAAUCUCAGAAACUGUCUUCAGAAAGGAGAGAGUCUUCAGAAAAGUAUGGCAGAUGACACAAAAAACAAGAGGAGGAUUCCUAGCCCAUUCAAGUCAUAAGAAGACAGUCAGAGAAGAGACAAAUGCAGCAGAAGCAAAGACUUUAAAAGUCUGUGCACCUCAGUUGACUUGAUUCCAAUACAUCUUUUAGCAGAUGUGGUAAGGUUCUUGAGAUUAAGACUUAGCUUCGUGAAGCUCCGUAAAACAGCCUUCAUUACUGUUAUGAUCCUAAUCUUGUAUAUAUUUCUCAUAUUAUUUUGACGUUUAAAGAAAAGUAAAUCUGUUGUUAAUAAAUUUUGUCUCAUGGAUUUUUGAUGUAUAUAAAAUGUCAAUACAUCACUUCUGCCAGAUCCUUAAGAAUUGACAUAUCCUCUCCAUAGAUAAUAUAGCCACUUUUAUUUUUCCUGAUCCACUUAUGGUUAAUUUACAAGAGGAGUUAUCUUAAACUCCCACAUCUCAGUCAUUUCUUAAGCAGUUCUUCAUUUUAUGUGGUGGAUUAGCAAAGACGUCCAAGGAUUGGGACCAAUGUAAGUAAAAUGUAGUAAUGGAGGCUUCUUUUAAACUUAUUUACACUUUUCAUGUGAAAUCAGUAACAGUGGGUGGGUUUCUCCUGAGUGCUGUUUUGCCCCACAGGGUAAAUGGAAGGAUGCUCAUAUAUUGUCAUCUUAGGAAUGCAUUGUAAAACCACAAAGAUUAUUUUAUUUGAUUUUAAUCACCAAGGUGAUGAACAACAAAACAACAUAGUAUAAAGAUAAAAACAUUUUAAUCCACAUUAAACAUUUUAAUAACAUGACUACUCUUCUGGAAGCAGAUGCAUAAAAGUCACACUUUUUGUUACUUUUUUUAAAUAAAGGGGGGGGGGGUGCAACUAUUACACUAUGAAAAAAAUCUGCCUUUGAUGCUCCGGUUUUUGUUUUUUUAAAAAAUUAACUGCUUUUCCUCCAAAAAGGGAGUAGGAGGUUUGAUUCAGCUUCAAACAAAUAGCUCCAUUUCUGUUUAUUUGUUUUUAUAAAACUGUUUUACCUUUGGAUGAAGAAUGGAAGAGCAAAGCUCUAGAAACCUCCAUUUCAUAGUUUUUACGCAAUGAAGCCUAUGAAACAAUCAACACAGCCUUAAUCUAAACACUAGUCUGUGUUUAAAUUUACAUAUACAGUAGAGUCUCGCUUAUCCAACAUAAACGGGCUGGCAGAACGUUGGAUAAGCGAAAAUGUUGGAUAAUAAGGAGCGAUUAAGGAAAAACCUAUUAAAUGUCAAAGUAUGGUAUGAUUUUACAAAUUAAGCACCAAAACAUGUUUUUCAACAAAUUGACAGAAAAGCAGUUCAAUAUACGGUAACGUUAUGUAGUAAUUACUGUCUUUAUUAAUUUAGCACCAAAACAUCGCAAUAUAUUGAAAACAUUGACUAUAAAAACAUUGACUAUUAAAAGGCAGACUGCGUUGGAUAAUACAGAACGUUGGAUAAGUGAAGGUUGGAUAAGCGAGACUACUGUAAAAGGUUUAGGAUCUUCUAAUAUAGUGUACAUUUUUGAUGUCAUAACUGGAGAAUAGGGUCCAGAUCAAGUUUUGUUGUAAUUAUAUUCUUAUUAGAAAAUAAUCACAGACACCAGUCUGCCUGGGCUAAUGUAAAUAUUUAUUUAUUUAUUUAUUUAUUUAUUUACAGUAUUUAUAUUCCACCCCAAAGAGGACUCAGGGUGGUUCAUAGAACACAUUAUAACAAUGACAACACAGACAACAGAUAGAGUUAUAUAUAGGCUUUCCCAUCUUUCAGCAUUUUUGGAGGCUGUGCUCGGUUUGGGCCACCAGUGGGUGCUGUCCCUCAAUCUCCCUGCCAAAAAGCUUUCUUUGUUCAUAAAUUUCCUCCUUUUUUUGAUCAAAUGCCGAUCCUACUGUAAGUACCUCCUCACUUUAAUGCGGUUCCUAUUUACCACUCACAUUUGUAUUUGAACUGUUAGGUAGGCAGAAGCUGCACUAAAGAUCAGGAGCUCACCCUGACCCAGGCAUCAAGCUCUCAACCUUCCGAUUGGCAAAAUUUAUUGGUUUGGUGAUUAACCUGCUGUGCUAAAGCCUGGCCCAAUAUGAAUAUGAAUCCACAUCUUUGUUCAUAAUCCAUAGUGUCCAUAAUUCAUAAGGACACAAAUACAGUGACAGCAUGUUUCUGUAUUGGUAGAGAAAAGAACUGGUAAAACAUCUGCAACUAUUCAUUUCCUAAAAAGAUUAAGAAGUUACUUAAAGGCACAAGCACACAUACAUACACAGAGAUAUGAAGCAAAGUUUAGAGAAAUUUUAAAUAGUUAUUGUUACUUCUGUAAUUCAAGGUAUAGGGAUGAAAUAGCAAAAACAAGGAAGACGAUACAAUGUGAAAAAAAGUAAUAAUCUAGGAAGAGGCUGUUUUAAUUUGAAAACUUAGUAGUUUAAUAGCCAGGAUAUUCCUUUAUGGAUUUAUGGGCAGAACUGGAAAUAUUAAUUCCAUAAACUAGGGUGAAACCUAUUCAACUUGAAUACCUAUUGAACUUGAAAUGUUGAAAUAGCUACUGUAUACCAUAAAGCACACAGGCAUUGGAUAUUGUCAAAUCAGUGUAACACAGUAACUGCUGUUAUUAAUCAGAAUCUGAUAAUAAAUUACUCUUACAGUCUGGGACUAUAUAUCAAAGCAAUGCUGCGUUCUAUCUCUAUUUACUACUUUGAUAAAUAAUCAAGCACAUAUUAAUAAUUUUGUAGACUUGUAAAUAAUACUUUUCAGAUUUGAGUAUUUGGCUAUUUAGGAAAACAAAAUGACAGGAGAAAUGUCUCAGGGAAAAGGAUGCCUCUCUUCCAUAAUUUUUUUGAAUUUUUAUUGGGGGAUACUGGGAUAUACUCACAUAAUUUAUUCAUCAUUAUUACUUGAGGUCUCAAACACAAGAAACAGAUUUGAGUUCAGCAGAAAACUCAAGUUCAUUGAAUUCAGUGGAGUUUAUUUGUGGAUAACUAUGCACAUGAAUGGCUGCUGGUGAAACAAAUAGACAUUACUAGAUUGAUUGUAAAGGGAUUUUGGAUUGAAGAAAUCAUGUGAACUCUUUAUAAUUUGCUUUCAGUUUUUAAUUGUUUUUUGUUCCUGAAUUCUAGAGAUCUGAGUGUAUCAUUACACAUGUGUAGUCUACACAAAUCACUUCAUAAUGUAACUGGAAAGCUAUAGCCCAGAUACAGUAUCUACUUUUUCUAGUUUACUCCAACUCUAGAAAUUAAAAAUAAUUAUGAUGUAUAAUUAAUUUUGCCAUGCUGACUAAUUGAUAUUUGAUUAAAGCAAGAAGUGGUUAUAGAAUCUCACUGUCCAUGCCCAAAUAACUGCCUAACUCUCUCUUCAGUUUGUGGUCAAAAAGCUCUGCAUAGAUGAUGGAUUAAAUAAGUUCUUCUGAAAACGUAUGGCUUCUGUUUGCAUAUAAAGAUCUGAUGUCAAUAUUGA
Anolis carolinensis (green anole) is the source of this 5985-nucleotide messenger RNA. Its product is annotated as zinc finger protein 318. The transcript has 7 exons. The coding region runs from base 96 to 2564 and encodes 822 amino acids. Gene Ontology annotation, biological process: positive regulation of DNA-templated transcription; negative regulation of DNA-templated transcription. Lineage: Eukaryota; Metazoa; Chordata; Lepidosauria; Squamata; Anolidae. Gene Ontology annotation, cellular component: nucleoplasm. The record is from RefSeq and is a predicted model, not a curated record.